AUGCGGACGCCGCCGGCGGCACCUGCGGCUCCUUUUGGCGGCGACCGCCGGCCCCACGGCUCCGGGAUGAUGUGGGUCCUCGGCAUCGCAGCAACUUUUUGCGGAUUGCUUUUGCCUCCAGGCUUUGCGCUGCAGAUACAGUGUUACCAGUGUGAGGAAUUUCAGCUCAACAAUGAUUGCUCAUCCCCGGAGUUCAUUGUGAAUUGCACGGUGAACGUUCAGGACAUGUGUCAGAAAGAAGUGAUGGAGCAAAGUGCGGAAUAUAACCGCCCCCCUCACUCCUACCCCAACUAUGAAUUUUUAAACCAGGGUAUAAAGAAUGUGAAUUUGCAUUUGUUUGACAGUGCAAUCUUGUAA
Messenger RNA from Chrysochloris asiatica (Cape golden mole), 357 nucleotides. It is a transcript of the gene LYPD1, whose product is annotated as LY6/PLAUR domain containing 1. Bases 1 to 357 code for a protein of 118 amino acids. The transcript is spliced from 4 exons. Gene Ontology annotation, molecular function: acetylcholine receptor inhibitor activity. NCBI's taxonomy places the organism in Eukaryota, Metazoa, Chordata, Mammalia, Afrosoricida, Chrysochloridae. Gene Ontology annotation, biological process: acetylcholine receptor signaling pathway. The record is from RefSeq and is a predicted model, not a curated record.